GGGCUUCCCUGCUCCCGCCGCCCCUUCUUGCACCUGAGAAGGAACCGAGCACCGAAAAGAAGGCGGGAUUCGUGUGUCCUAAAACUAAGCAAAAUUGUGCAGCUGCUUUUCUACCCGGGGCGGGGGAAUUUCUCUCCCUCCUCCGCCCGCCCCGCUUCCCCCGUCUUCCUUCUUCCCCGCGCAUACCGCUGCAUGUGAAGCGCAGCCCCCUCCUCCGUAGGGAGGGAAGAAGCGCAGGAGGGGGCAGCAGAGCAGGAUGUGAUCUUCAUGGUGUCGUGUUGGAAUCUUGAGGUUUUAAUCUGAGUCACCCCAAUGGAUGCGGAGAGUGAUGUUGCCUUGGACAUUUUAAUCACAAAUGUAGUCUGUGUCUUCCGAACAAGAUGUCAUUUAAACUUGCGAAAGAUUGCGUUAGAGGGAGCAAAUGUAAUAUACAAGCGUGAUGUUGGGAAAGUAUUAAUGAAGCUUCGGAAACCAAGGAUUACAGCAACAAUUUGGUCCUCAGGAAAAGUAAUUUGCACAGGAGCUACAAGUGAAGAAGAAGCUAAAUUUGGUGCCAGACGAUUAGCUCGUAGUCUGCAGAAACUAGGUUUUCAGGUGAUUUUUACAGAUUUUAAAGUUGUCAAUGUUUUAGCAGUAUGCAAUAUGCCCUUUGAAAUCAGAUUGCCGGAAUUCACAAAAAGCAACAGACCCCAUGCCAGUUAUGAACCGGAGCUUCAUCCUGCAGUGUGCUACAGAAUAAAAUCUCUCAGAGCUACUUUACAGAUUUUUUCAACAGGAAGUAUCACAGUUACAGGGCCAAACGUAAAGGCUGUUGCCACUGCAGUGGAACAAAUUUAUCCAUUUGUAUUUGAAAGCAGGAAAGAAAUUUUAUAAGUUGCCACUUCACGGUUAGGCGACCUAACCAAGCACCUUUUAUAAGACUGCUGCGCAUUGGACUAAUAGCAAAAAAAAAGAAGAAGGUGGGGAAGAAAAGGACAACUGGACCAACACAGCUGAGGAGGUGCAAACUCUUGGCCGCGGUGAUAAACUCCAGUCCCUUUUGGAUUUUAUUUGGAACAGUGCUGUAUUGUAAAAACAAACGUUUACAAGAUACGAAAUUGCUGCUUUUUACAAGACAUUCUAUUUAUUUCUGCAGUAAUUUCUGUGUGUUCAUAAGCAGAUUUGUCAUGAUAUGCACUAAAUUUGAAAACACUUCUAUAGGUUGAGCUUGUGUUUUUAUUUGUGAAUAUUCUUUACAUUUUUGUACGCUGACUGUUGGGCACCAAAGAAGCUGUAGACGUUACCCUUUUUCACCUGAUAAAACGUGCACAAAUAAAAGUCUGCAAAACUUUUCUUUA
This is a messenger RNA of Podarcis raffonei (Aeolian wall lizard), 1337 nucleotides long. RefSeq names its product TATA-box binding protein like 1 (gene TBPL1). Gene Ontology annotation, molecular function: general transcription initiation factor activity; DNA binding. The coding region runs from base 313 to 873 and encodes 186 amino acids. The record is from RefSeq and is a predicted model, not a curated record. Lineage: Eukaryota; Metazoa; Chordata; Lepidosauria; Squamata; Lacertidae. Gene Ontology annotation, biological process: DNA-templated transcription initiation. The transcript has 7 exons.